Messenger RNA from Rhizoctonia solani, 1752 nucleotides. RefSeq names its product Retrotransposable element Tf2 protein. The transcript is spliced from 5 exons. The coding region runs from base 1 to 1752 and encodes 583 amino acids. NCBI's taxonomy places the organism in Eukaryota, Fungi, Basidiomycota, Agaricomycetes, Cantharellales, Ceratobasidiaceae. The record is from RefSeq and is a predicted model, not a curated record.
AUGAUUGAUUCCGGAGCUACGUCGUGCUUCAUCCACCCUCUUUUGGUAGAAACUUAUCGACUUCCUACCUACCUUCAUCCAAUUCCUAAAAAGCUCCGCGUUAUUGAUGGCCAAGAAAUUGAUUCUGGCCAAAUCACUCAUUUCACUCGCUUCAAAUGCACUAUUGGUAACCAUACCAAAGAACUAGAAUGCCAUAUUUCAAAUAUUGGCAAUCAUCAAACUCAAGCAGUAGAAGAAAUCCCUACUCCCUACCAAGAAUUCUCUAGAGUAUUUUCGGAGGAAGAAUCAUCCAAAUUGCCACCCCACCGUCCUUAUGAUAUUGCUAUUGAGUUGCUUCCUGAUGCAAAACCCCGACAUGGCCCCAUUUAUAGCCUAGGCCCAAGGGAGGAUGCCGAACUCAAGGAAACUAUUGAAAAACAACUCAAGGCCGGAUUGAUUCGACCCUCAAAGUCUCCCAUGGCUUCUCCAAUCUUAUUUGUCAAGAAAAAGAAUGGAAAAUUACGCAUGUGUGUGGACUACCGGCGCUUGAAUAGCAUGACCAAGAAGAACGCUAAAUUUGAUCUUAAGUCAGGUUACAAUUUAGUCCGAAUUAAAGAAGGUGACGAAUGGAAGACGGCCUUCAAAACAAAAUACGGACUAUUCGAAUACUUGGUUAUGCCCUUUGGUUUGACAAAUGCACCGGCGUCUUUUCAAGACAUGAUGAACAAAAUUUUCCGAGACCUUUUGGACGUAUAUGUCAUCAUUUACUUGGACGAUAUUCUAGUCUUCUCCCUGAAUGAAAAGGAUCAUGAAACCCAUGUGCGAGAGAAAUGCCAUUUCCACGUCAAGAAGAUUGAUUAUCUAGGGUUUAUCAUAUCGGAAUUUGGUAUAGAAGUUGAUCAAUCUAAGGUCACAGACGCCCUGAACUGGUCGACACCUAAGAAUGUCAAAAACAUCCAAGAAUUCUUAGGAUUUGUGAACUUCUAUAGACGGUUUAUCCCUAAUUUUGGCAACAUGGCACGGCCUUUGUAUAAUUUGCUCAAGAAAGACAGUCAAUGGAAAUGGGAACAAGCAGAACAGCAAUCCUUUGACGGCCUUAAAAAUCCUGACACCACAAGACAAUUUUAUGUAGAAUGCAACGCAUCGGACUAUGCCACUGGAGCAAUACUAUCUCAGCGUAAUCCUGAAGGGAAACUAGCCCCCGUAGCCUAUCUAUCAAAAUCCCUAUCCCCAGCCGAAAAAAACUACGACAUCUUUGACAAAGAAUUACUGGCAGUCAUUAGGGCAUUUAAGGAAUGGCGUCAUUUACUGGAAGGGUCAGAAUUACCAGUCCAAGUUCUAACAGAUCAUAAGAAUUUGGAGUAUUUCUCUACGUCACAAUCCUUGAACAAACGUCAAAUCCGAUGGGCAAAUUUCCUAGUAGACUACAAUUUCCAGAUUACCUACAGACCUGGGGCACAGAACAAAAAGGCGGAUAUUCUCUCUAGACGCUAUGAUUUAAUACCCCUUGAAGGGGGGGUAGAGAACCAGGUUCUCCUAAAACCGGAACUUUUCAUCGCAUCUAUUACCCCAGAUCAGGAAAUCAACGAUCUGAUUGGUGAAGCAAUCUAUGAGGAUGAACGUCUUAAAGAAAUCUUGUACAAGCUCCAGAACAAAAAUAAAGUAGUUGACUGGGAAUUAAAGGAAGGAUUACUAUGGUUUCAAGGGAAAUAUUUGUUCCAAAGGAUGACACUAUUAGGAACCUUAUCUUGGAAUCUAGGCAUGACGCUUUAG